This is a messenger RNA of Sebastes umbrosus (honeycomb rockfish), 2288 nucleotides long. RefSeq names its product rho GTPase-activating protein 8-like. Gene Ontology annotation, biological process: negative regulation of endocytic recycling; small GTPase-mediated signal transduction. The transcript is spliced from 13 exons. Lineage: Eukaryota; Metazoa; Chordata; Actinopteri; Perciformes; Sebastidae. Gene Ontology annotation, cellular component: cytoplasm. Gene Ontology annotation, molecular function: GTPase activator activity. Bases 237 to 1520 code for a protein of 427 amino acids. The record is from RefSeq and is a predicted model, not a curated record.
UCUCCUCCUUCUUCUUCUUCUCCUUCUCCUUCUCCUCCUUCUUCUCCUUCUUCUUCUACUGUUUAUUUGAGCGUUUGAUAAAAUAAACAUGCCACUGGGAGGUUUGAACUGCGCAUGCGCAGUGGUUCUGUGCCAGCCGACUGUUUGAGGAAGUUUGGAUCAACUUUCUACCUGUUGAUGGAUUAAAGUUUCGCUCUUCUCCCGGUACAGGAACAGACGUCCAUCAUCCAUCAGAAAUGACCUCAACUGCAGACCUGGAGCAGCUGGCAGAAAUAGAGCUUCAGAAGGAGGAAGAGGAGGAUGAGGAGGAUCAGAGGGAUGUCACGGACAACCCAUCACUUCCUCCCGGCAGCAGAUCCAGUCCUGAUCCUUCUCACCCGUAUUAUGACGUGGCUCGACACGGCAUCAUCCAGGUUUCCGGUGACGACAAGUACGGCAGGAAGUUGAUCAUCUUCAGCAGCUGCUGUUUGCCUCCAUCACACCAGCUGAACCACCGCCGCCUGCUGGAGUACCUGAAGUUCACACUGGACCAGUAUGUGGAGAUGGACUACAUACUGGUUUACUUCCAUUACGGUCUGAGGAGCAGCAACAAGCCGUCUCUGAAGUGGUUACGAGAAGCUUACGGCGAGUUCGACAGGAAGUACAAGAAGAACAUGAAAACUCUGUACGUCGUUCAUCCGACAAACUUCAUCAGAAUCGUCUGGAACAUUUUCAAACCUCUGAUCAGUCACAAGUUUGGGAAGAAGCUGACGUACGUGAACUACCUGACUGAACUCCGAGAACACCUGAACUACGAGCAGCUCAUCAUCCCUCCUGAUGUGCUCAGACAUGAUGAAAAGUUGCGAGCUGCUCAGAAAGGAGGACCCCCUCCCUCAGUGAAGACCCCCCCACCUCGACCCCCGCUGCCCACACAGCAGUUUGGAGUCAGCCUGCAGUACAUCAGAGAGAAGAACAGGGAGGUGAUGAUCCCACCUGUGAUGUCUCAGACUGUGAGCUACCUGAAGGAGAAAGGUCUGCGGACCGAGGGGAUCUUCAGGCGUUCGGCUCGAGUUCAGCUCAUCAAGGACGUUCAGAAGCUCUAUAACCUUGGUAAACCGGUGAACUUUGACGAGUUCGGAGACGUUCACGUUCCCGCUGUGAUCCUGAAGACGUUUCUCAGAGAGCUGCCGGAACCGCUGCUCACCUUCAGACUCUACAGCCAGGUCCAGGACCUCCUCGAUGUGGAGAGCAGUCUGAGGGUAACCCGGUGUAAACAGAUGAUGGAAAGUCUUCCUGAACAUCAUUUCAUCAUAGCAAAGUACCUGCUGAGUUUCCUCCACAUGGUGUCUCGGGAGAGCCUCGUCAACAAGAUGAGUUCGUCCAACCUGGCCUGUGUGUUCGGGGUGAACCUGGUCUGGCCUCGCCACGGUUCCAUCUCUCUGACCGCGCUGACGCCCAUCAACAUCUUCACCGACAUCCUCAUCGAACAUUGCCACACCGUGUUCGGCUCCCGCUGCCCAGCUGCACAGGUAACACCCUGAACCUGCAGAUCUACACGACACACCUGGCUCCAGAUGUUUGUUUUUUACGUUUUGUAUUUUUUAUUUUACUGAGCAACACUUUCAAAGUAAAAUAUCUCGACAACUGCCAGUCAGAUUGCCAUGAAAUUAGCCGUGGAUAUUGAUCUCUGACGUUUCCUCUCACGCCGCCAUCUGGACGAAUAUUCAAAUCUAAAAAACUGAUGGGUCACAUUCCUGCUCUCCAGAGGAUGAAGCUUCACUAUUUUGGACAUCAAGUUUUCCCUUAGUGCCACCAUCAGGACAGACUGCACACGGUUAGGCUUUGGCGGUAUCUAUUUUUUCAUACCUUCAUACCCUCCCGACAUUUAUUAGGGCAUACGGUAUAUGACAGUAUUUCUAUAAGCAUAUAUGUGUGAUGCGUACAUGGACAUACACUAUAGACCAGUCACUCUCAUAAUGGGGUCCGUGAGGCAUCAUAGUUCAAUGAAUAAUAUUUUGAUUUGUAAAUCUGAAGUAGCUCAUAGAUCACGUUCUCAUCUAGUGAAUUAUAUCUUCUUUUAUUUUAUUAUUAACCCAUGUAUGCACUAAGAGUGAACACUUCUCUUGAUAUGUGUGUGUUCUGAAAUGCUGUUCAUAUUAUCCCUUUUCUCUUGAUUUGCCUUUGUUGUUUUGUUAUGGUACACUGUUACUUGCAGCUGAUUGAAUUGAUGUCAGUUGCAUUGCUUUUCUACAGUAUUCUGUGUUGAGAUGGUGCACAUAUUUUUGAAUACAUAUCUAAUAUCUUUCUAA